Molecule: messenger RNA, 1530 nt
Organism: Cryphonectria parasitica EP155
Lineage: Eukaryota; Fungi; Ascomycota; Sordariomycetes; Diaporthales; Cryphonectriaceae
Product: general substrate transporter
Exons: 2
Coding region: 1-1530 (509 amino acids)
Biological process (GO): regulation of apoptotic process; monosaccharide transmembrane transport
Cellular component (GO): membrane
Molecular function (GO): hexose transmembrane transporter activity
Source: RefSeq, a predicted model, not a curated record
AUGCCCAUCCUGGGCGCCCGCGAUGUGUCGCCUUUCCUGGUCCUGCUUGUUUUCGUAGCUACCCUUGGCCCUUUCCAAUUCGGCUAUCACUUGUCCGAGCUGAACGCCCCGCAACAUGCCAUCACCUGCGAGAAUGACGACCUCCCCACCGUCACCAGCGCUCUAGCCCGUAUCACCGCCAAACUCUCGUCCACCACAGGCUCCGUCGAUGGCUGCAAGGGCAUACCCAUGGAGGAGGCUGCUUUCGCAGCCGUCUCCUCUGUCUUCACCAUCGGCGGCCUCAUCGGCGCCCUAGCCGCUGGGCCCGUCACCUCCAAGAAGGGCCGGUGGCUGUCCAUACAGAUAACAGCUGUUACCUUCAUCCUCGGUGCCGCAGUAGAGGCCCUGGCGCCCGCUGCAUGGGUUCUUGGGCUUGGUCGCUUUGUGUCUGGCCUCGGGUCCGGCGCCAGCACCGUCAUCGUGCCGCUCUACAUCUCCGAGGUCGCACCACCCGCCGAGAGGGGCUUCUUUGGCGCCUUCACACAGAUCAGCUGCAACACUGGCAUUCUAACCGCGCAGGCACUGGGCUACUUCCUGAGCCAUGGCGCUGCUUGGCGCUGGAUCCUGGGAAUCAGCGGCAUCAUCGCUGCUGGCCAGGUGGUGCUGACCUUCUUGAUACCCGAGAGCCCCGCCUGGCUAGCUACUGUCAAGGGGGACGCGCCGGCUGGCCGCAGAGUCCUACAGCGAAUCCGUGGGCCGCGGGUUAACAUCGACGACGAGGUAGCCCUCUGGGGCUCCGGCGCUGUCAAGGCCUCCGUGGAUGCCAGUGAGGAGCAGGGGCUGCUGGCUCCGCCUGCGGUGGCGGCGGUCGAGAGAGAAGAGGAGGCCCGGCACAUUGGGGUCAUGGAGGCGCUGAGGGAUCCCCUCUACCGACCGGCUAUGAUCGUGGUCAUGGGGGUCAUGUUCGCCCAGCAGCUGUGCGGCAUCAACUCGAUAGUGAUGUACUCGGUGGCGCUCCUCAAUGGCCUGCUGCCCCUGAGCUCUAUCGUCCUGACCAUUCUUGUCUCCGCCGUCAAUCUUGUCAUGACUGCGGCAUGCUCGCCUCUCCCAGACAAGUGGGGCCGCAAGACGUGCCUCCUGGUGUCCAUCAUCGGCCAGGGGUGCUCGUCCCUGGUGCUGGCCAUCUCAAUCAUGACGGGGUUUAAAAUCAUCUCGGCUCUGGCUGUCGCCUUCUUUGUCGGGUUCUUCGCCGUCGGGCUGGGCCCUGUGCCGUUCAUCCUCGCAUCGGAGCUGGUGGGCCAGGAGGCCGUUGGCGCGACGCAAUCCUGGUGUCUGGCUACUAACUACACGGCUACCUACCUUGUGGCGCAGUUCUUCCCCAUCGUCAACACGGCUUUGAACAACUGGCUGGGCGGACGUGGUGGGUGGGUCUAUUUUAUCUUCGCAGCCUUUGCAGCGAUGUUUUCCCUCUUCAUCUGGAGCAGGGUGCCCGAGACCAAGGGCAAGAGAGAUGCGGAUGAGGUCUGGGGGCGUACAAGACGGUUGGACUGA